AUGUCUCUAGGUUCACCAGUAUUUUCUUCAGAUCCAUCACUUAAGGAAAAUUAUGAUAUAAUUAGUGAGGCAAUUAAUGCCAUUUUAAAUAAGAGGAUGUCAAACUAUUCAUUUCAACAGAUUUAUCAUUCUGUCUUCAAUCUUUGUCAACGUAAAUGUAGUGCUCCCCUCUUUGAUCAUUUACUAGGAAUUCUUUCUGCUCAAGUAGUAAAUAUUCGUGAUCGAUUACUAAGUUGUAAUGAAGAGACAUUUCUACAAAAUCUUAAUAGUGAAUGGAACGCCUUUAGUGGUUCAGUUUUGGGUAUUAGCAGGGUCUUGUUAUACCUUAACAACAACUAUACAAGGAAUGGACAAACUAUUCAACAAAUGGGAGAAAACCUUUUUUCUACAUUUGUACUAAAAAAUCAAAAUAUUUCAGAAGUUUUAAUACAAUGUGUUAGAAAAAGUCUUUCUUCUGAUACCGUUUCUCGAAUGGCACUUAGAGAAAUAAGUAUAAAACUUUGUAAACAUUACCGAGAUACACUUUAUGAACCAUAUAUUGAAGAUCCACUUAUUACUGUUUUAAAAGAAGAAUAUAGAGUUAAAAUGAAUGAAAUGCUUAAUAAAAUGGAUACAAAUCAGUAUCUUAUUUGGGCACUUGAUGUGAUUGAACGAACUAAAUUAGAUGUUUCUGCUUUGGUAGGUGAAGAAACAUGUCAAAGAGUUGAGCAAAAUCUUGGAUUAUUACUAAUAAAAGAAAAUACUGAAAAAUUACUUUAUAGUCUUUCUGGUGGUGGUACUGAAAUGAUUAGAGAUAUGGAUAUAAAAUCAUUAGGACGUUUGGUAAUGGCUCUAGAGAAAGUAAAUGAAACCGAAGCAUGUUUAAGUAUGCUAAUUACUACUGCAAGAAAAAUGGGAGCGGAAUUAUUAAAUGAAAAAGAUCAUGAAUUUCCUGUAGUUGCAGUAGAAAAAGUUUUGACAUUAAGAGAAAAAUUACAAGGAUUAGUUGAAAAUCUUUCUGGAAUUCCUAAAGGAGAUAAAUCACCUGUUGUUCAAGCUAUUACAGAGAUAGUUAAUGAUAAUAGUGAUUUUGCUGAAAAACUUGCUUAUUAUUAUGAUGCAAAGAUUAAAUCACGACCUCCUAGGGAAACUUUAGAAAAAAUUGCAGCAGAUACUUUUAGUUUAUUUCGACUUCUUAGAUCAAAGGAAACUUUUGAGCAUAUUUUUAAAUUACUUUUAGCAACAAGAUUAAUCAAUUCUAAACCAGAUUAUUCUUUUACAGAUGAGUUUUUUUUAAUUGAAAAACUUCGAAAUGAAUGUGGAGAUUCAGUAGUAAAUCAUCUUGAAAUUAUGAUGAAUGAUGGAAAAGUACGAGAAGAAAUUAAUAAAGGAUUUCUUUCUUAUGCUUGUAAAAAGAGAGAAUUACCUUUAGAUUUUAACGUUCUUGUAAUAACUUCUGGAGUUUGGCCAGAAUAUACAAAUUUAUCUAUUGAUCUUCCAUUGAGUAUGCAAUCUUGUAUACAAUUAUUUCGAGCAUAUUACCUUCCACAUUAUAAUGCCAGAAAACUUUUAUUUCAUAAAAACCUUGGGACAGUGUUUUUUACAUUAAAUCAUGGAAAAAAAUAUGAACUUGCUGCCCCAACAGCAUUUGUUAAUACUAUUCUUUGUUUUCAAAACCGUGAAAAAGAGGAACGUCUAACUCUUCAACAAAUUUGUUGUGCCACAAAAUUAGUUGAAAGUGAUGUUUUACCUCAAUUAGAAUCUCUUUGUAGUAUGGGAUUAAUUACUGUUGAACUUAUCAACGGAUCUCCAGUGUACAUUUUUAAUCAAAGUUUUACAAAUCACAAAACCAAACUUCGAAUACGAGCAACAAGUGGAAGUAAAGCCAUAGAAGAUCAUACAGAAGAACGAACUCAUCAUGAAUCUCUAGAGAGUUCACAUUCAUCAAAACUUCAAGCAGUUUUAGUUCAGAUAAUGAAGAAAAACAAGUUUAUUGAGCAUUCUGAAUUAUGUAAUCGUGUUUUUGAGUUCCUACAGGGAAAGGGAUUCGUACCAAGUAUGACUGAUAUUAAAAAGUCUUUAGAAACCCUUAUGAGUAAAGGGUUUAUUUCCAGAGGAAGUCGUCCUGAUACAUAUGUUUAUGAAAGCUAG
Trypanosoma theileri is the source of this 2130-nucleotide messenger RNA. Its product is annotated as putative cullin-like protein. Gene Ontology annotation, biological process: ubiquitin-dependent protein catabolic process; protein ubiquitination. The record is from RefSeq and is a predicted model, not a curated record. Lineage: Eukaryota; Euglenozoa; Kinetoplastea; Trypanosomatida; Trypanosomatidae. Gene Ontology annotation, cellular component: cullin-RING ubiquitin ligase complex. Gene Ontology annotation, molecular function: ubiquitin protein ligase binding. Bases 1 to 2130 code for a protein of 709 amino acids. The transcript has a single exon.